Fusarium graminearum PH-1 is the source of this 1483-nucleotide messenger RNA. RefSeq names its product 40S ribosomal protein S0. The record is from RefSeq and is a predicted model, not a curated record. Bases 94 to 978 code for a protein of 294 amino acids. Gene Ontology annotation, biological process: cytoplasmic translation; ribosomal small subunit assembly. The transcript is spliced from 3 exons. Gene Ontology annotation, molecular function: structural constituent of ribosome. NCBI's taxonomy places the organism in Eukaryota, Fungi, Ascomycota, Sordariomycetes, Hypocreales, Nectriaceae. Gene Ontology annotation, cellular component: ribosome; 90S preribosome; cytosolic small ribosomal subunit.
GCGACUCUUUGCACGCAACACCACAAUCCUCUUCGCCGUCACUCUCCCAAGCCAUCCCUUCGUCAAUCCAGACAAGAGAACAAAUCCGUCAAGAUGGCUCCCUCCAACCUGCCCUCCGUCAUGAACGCCACCAGCCAGGACAUCGAGACCCUGCUGGCCGCUCAGUGCCACCUCGGCUCCAAGAACCUCCAGGUUCACAUGGAGAACUACCUCUGGAAGACCCGUCAGGAUGGUGUCAACGUCAUCAACGUCGGCAAGACCUGGGAGAAGAUUGUCCUGGCCGCCCGUGUCAUCGCUGCCAUUGACAACCCCGCCGACAUCUGUGUCAUCUCUGCCCGUCCCUACGGUCAGCGUGCUGUCCUCAAGUUCGCCGCCCACACUGGUGCCACUGCCAUUGCUGGUCGCUUCACCCCCGGUUCUUUCACCAACUACAUCACCCGAUCUUUCAAGGAGCCCCGUCUGAUCAUCGUCACCGACCCCCGAACCGACGCCCAGGCCAUCAAGGAGGCUUCUUACGUCAACAUCCCCGUCAUUGCCCUCGCCGACACUGACUCUCCCACCGAGUACGUCGAUGUUGCCAUCCCCACCAACAACAAGGGUCGCCACGCUAUCGGUGCCGUCUGGUGGAUGCUCGCCCGUGAGGUCCUCCGCCUCCGCGGUACCAUCUACAACCGCGAGACCCCCUGGGACGUCAUGGUCGAUCUUUACUUCUACCGUGACCCCGAGGCUGAGGCCGAGGACAAGGUCGAGGAGGAGAAGGUCCCCGGCGCUGACGAGGAGGGCCCUGCCGCCAUCGAGUCCGGCUUCCAGGCCUCCGCUGGUGCUGACUGGGAGGCUCCCGCCUCUGGCUUCGCCGGUGCUUCUGGCGCUGCUGGCGCUCCUGGCUGGGACGGCGCUGCCGGUGAGGAGUGGGGUGCUGCCCCCGCUAACACCGAGUGGGCUGCUUCCGCCGAGCCCCCCAAGGAGUCUCAGUGGUAGGGUACUGAGGCCCAAGAGGGUUCCGGCGCUCAAGUUCCUGAGGCGAUUGAAUGGUAAAGAAAUCAAAAAAGAGGAUACCAAAAAAAUUCAAACGAGUGAAUUUGACACAAGGUCCUGGAAUGGGAGAGCAGAAAAAGCAUUGAAGGAUGUGUGGAUGUUGUGGUUCAAUCAAACUAUUCGACAAACAUUUCCUGUUUCUUCUAUCCCCAUCUUACGACAAAACACAAUAACUUGCUGACCUUUUUUCUUACUACGAACUUUGCAUGGGGACUAAAGGUUUUUGUUUUCUUUCAAAACUUGGCGGUGCUAAUGAGGGAAAGAUACUCGCCUCCUUUUCUCAUUGAGAAGGAUGGAGAGGGAAAGCCCUGCGCUGCCGAGGGGAUGGACUUGAUCGUUAUCCCGCCUUUGUUUCUGUGGAAAUUUGUAUUGAUGCGAGCAGAAGUCAAAAUAUGAGUCGUCUAAGCUGGGUUUACCCAAUCAAUUGUGCCGUAAAUUGUUGACCGUG